GGAGUAAGUCGUUACGUUCUUUACAGAAGUCUGGUCGGCUGUUCCGCGACGUGCAUUUGUUCACGAUCUAGGCUUUGUACGUUCUGAUCUUCGGUAGCAGAAGAAAAGAAACAACACGAUGCAACGUCUUCGCGGCAUCGACUGGGCUGCGGUGCGCCGAGAUAGUCACGUGGUAUUUACCAAACUGAUUCGAACCCGUGACCCUCGUGAUACCGAGAACCAAGAUGGGAACCUACCCACCAGGCAGCGCUUGGCGAGAUGCCUGAGUACGUUUGACUUAACGUCACUGGGAGUGGGAUCUUGUGUUGGGACUGGAAUGUAUUUAGUGGCCGGUAUGGUCGCUCGUAAGUUUGCUGGACCGGGCGUGGCGCUAAGCUUCAUCAUAGCUGCCAUUGCGAGUAUUUUCUCAGGUGCUUGCUAUGCUGAGUUUGGCGUCCGUGUACCCAAUACUACUGGAUCAGCCUAUACUUAUUCUUAUGUAACUGUCGGUGAAUUCAUUGCUUUCGUCAUUGGUUGGAAUAUGGUUCUUGAGUACUUGAUUGGAACGAGUGCAUGUGCUCGUGCUCUUAGUGCAGCUUUGGACACUCUCUUCGAUGGAGCCAUCGGUCGACUCCUUGCUUCCAAAAUGGGCACCGUCUUUGGCAAACCUCCUGACGUUAUCGCCUGCGGCAUAACUCUGCUGAUGACAAUGUUGCUUGUGGCUGGAGUUAGGAAAUCGCUGUUUUUUAACAACCUGCUGAACGCUAUUAACUUGGUGGUGUGGGUCUUUAUCAUGUCUGCGGGGGCCUUCUACGUCGAUACGACCAACUGGACUCAUCACAAGGGAUUUCUGCCUAAUGGAUGGGCUGGGGUGUUCAGCGGUGCUGCAACAUGCUUCUAUGCUUUUAUUGGUUUUGACAUCAUCGCAACGACGGGCGAAGAGGCCCAUAACCCCAAACGAUCUAUCCCUCUCGCCAUCGUUCUGAGCUUGGCUAUAAUACUCGUAGCCUAUGUCAGCACCUCCGUUAUGCUUACUCUAAUUGUGCCAUACAAUGAAGUGGAUACUGAUUCGGCUUUGGUUAAGAUGUUUGCCUACGUAAAUGCCCCCAUUUGCAAAUACAUCGUAGCUUUUGGAGCACUGGCUGGACUAACAGUUUCUAUGUUUGGAUCAAUGUUUCCUAUGCCGAGGAUAGUAUACGCUAUGGCUCAAGAUGGUCUGAUAUUUAGACAACUGUCAACGGUUUCGGAAACUUCUGGAACGCCGGCUCUUGCGACUGUCUGUGGAGGCUUUGCGGCCUCCUUUGUCUCCCUUCUGAUCCAACUCGAAGUUUUAGUGGAAAUGAUGAGCAUCGGUACCCUCCUGGCUUAUACUCUGGUGUCGACGUGCGUGCUGGUACUGCGUUAUCAACCUCACUCAACCACGCUCAUCGAACUUCUGCCGCAAAACCUUCGAACGCCGAUGGACCCUGAGGGUACUGCUUCCGCUCAGCGUGAAACUACCUUUGCUGGAAGUCACAGAAGCGGUAUGAUGUCUGGCCAACGCGUGAUGGUGCGACGAGUCACCCGCAGUUCUCCUGAUUCUGAUGACACACUGCCUGGCGACGAUAGCGAAGAUGGCCGUGAUGAUGCUUUUUUGGUUAACUCCAAUAGCGAAAAUAAAUUUUAUGGAGCUGUACCUGGAGGAUGUUCAGCGGGAACGUCACGACUUGGACGCUUUUUUGAUGCUAUCUACCGGCAACUAUUCGGUCUGUCAUAUCUCUGCCCCGGUCUUUUCCCCUGGGUAGACUGCGGCCCGGCAACUGAAGCUUCUGGAAUGUUCGUGAUCAAGUCUGUUGGUAUGAUGUAUGUCUUGAUCAUCGUCUUCGACCUCUUCGCGGCUUAUGGUAGCCCCGGGCAAUGCACCUUUACUGCUGUCGUCAUGGUGAUGUUGGUCAUUGCUAUAUUCAUCAUCUUGAUACUGAUCUCGAGGAAACCACAGAACCGAACUAAUCUGAUCUACGCAACCCCCGGACUACCUUUCGUCCCCGCGAUCGCUAUCACCGUUAACAUCUACUUGAUUCUAAACCUCUCGAUUUUGACCCUCGUCCGCUUCACGAUUUGGAUGAUUAUCGGCAUGAUAAUCUACUUCAAGUAUGGAAUCAAGAACUCUACUCUGGAGACGAACCCUCCACAGGCGCAACCCGCUACCCCGAAGUCUCCCAAUCCCCUGGAUCGCACCACCAUCCCACCAGGCCCACAACAAUCCACCACCACUGGCGACAGGAACAUCUUCGAAGGAGAUGGCUCUAAACCGUAUGACACAAUGAACGACCCUUUGCUUGCUUGGCACGUUGCUGACUUGGAGCCUGUCCAAUCGACUCGCGGUACCAUCGACUGUUCUUCCUACGUCCAAGUCGAAUCGCGGCAAGUUUUUACAACAAAAUACACACAUUUAAUAACUUGGAAGUAAUAUUAUCUGUAAUUAGCAGAAACAUCUAAAUGUAUACCUAUAUUACAGCUACAACGAACGGACCAACAGGACCACCAGCCACACCUCACGACGACCACCCUGGGCAUACCCCGAUGUUACUUACGACUCAUGGGACAACUAAACCUAAUCACCACCAACUCUAUGACAACUCUGCGUCUCAGUACUGAUUUAAUUACAGGUUUUAUUAUUUUAACAAAACACGGUAUUGCAUUUACAAAAAGGUUGGUUAUCUGUAGAUUGUACGUUAAUAUCUGAAUGUUUCAUUUUUCACUAAUACCACUGAGUUGAAUAUCAUUUUAUUCAUUAUUUUGGGUUAGUUGUAAUUAAUUUAUUACGUUAUCAUUAAGUUCUACAUUUUACGUAUUGAAGCUUAUUUUUUAAUAUAUACGUUAAAAUUGUCAUAUCAAAUAGUCCUUCAAAUACUUAUAUCCUAUUUACUAUAUUUCCAGAUGCUAUAUUUUUAAACAAGAUUUCUGAAUUACUAUAUUUAUUUAACAAAGGUACGUUCUAUAUAUAAAUAUAUUUACCCUUUAUAUUUCACAACCUCCUUUAUACAAUAGUACCAAAAGAAAUUUAGGUUUUAAAAAAUCUAUAUUUCCUCGUCUCUCGUUAUUCUAAAUGAACUAAGGAUAAAACAAAGAUCUGGAACCUCGAAACAUAUCAAAUGAAUUUCUUUUGAAAUUUGCUCUUUGAGAACUCUUUAGCAUCAGGGAAUUAAAUUUUCUACUUUAUACUUAUUUUAUAAGCUGUAAUUAUAUUUACUGGUUUUAUACUUACGUUCUCUUUAAUAAUUAUUAAUUGUAUUUGUUACUUGUUUUUCUCAACUACUUUCUCAAAUGUGAUAUUUUAUGUAAUAUUUAUACAAUUCUUAACGUAAUGUUUAUGAAACGUCUUAACUGUUAUAAGCAAAGAACUUCGACGGUUGAAACAUUUAGGUUUACUAGCAAAAAAGUAAGUCGCCAACAAACGCUUAAAAAAUAACAGAUCUUUGCUGUUUUAUGUUGCAUUUUUCGAAAACACAAUCAACUUUUAGGCACCAAUAAUAAAAAGCGUUUUGUCGCAUCGGGCUAAUUAAUACCGACGUAUUUAAAAGACACUACUACUUUUACUUAUAUAUCAAUUUUUAUUUUUCUACUGUAUAUCAUGUAUGAGUAUUUAUUCCAAAACAAAUAAAAUUUUCUUAAUUUCUUACAUUUGAAUUCUAAAAUUGGGUUGAUUUUUUUUACAAUCAAAAAUAGGACAAGGUUUACUCGGCGGAUGAAUCACAUUUUAAAAUCGUGACGUCAUAAGGGUGAAAACUGCAAAUUGUUGUUGUUUUGAUAAAAUAUAUAAAGGUAAGCUUUUGAAGGUAGUAGAAUAAAGAUAAAAAAUUUAAAUGAAGAGAAUUCUUUUGACAUUUCCUAUCGAAAUGUGUUUUAAGAACGUAGAACGAAAAAAUGUGAUGGCCUUAAAAUUUUUUACUGAUAAUGCAAAAUAACGCUAAUAAAACCUUUAAAACUUGAUUAAGAAAAAAAACGCUAAGCAAUUCUACUAAUUUACGUUAAUUCUCGAUUCAUCGAUUGGCUUACCUUGGCCAUCAGAAAAUAAGCAAAAUUUAUAACUCGUCGCGUGAAAGUGGUAAUAUUCUGACAGAACCUAUGAUAGUAUAUGGAUAAGUGUUCAUAUCUGAGCUCUUUCCAUUACCCAUCAGCGACUGUAUUCGGCCCUUGGCUGUUUGUAUUAUGUAUUCAUGUUAGUGUAUAGAUUCAAGUAUAUAGGAAAUGUUUUCGUAACUUCUCAAUGUCGAUAUUAGUAACCAGUGUAAUUGGGUGUUACUAUAUCGUUUAUAUUGGGGUUGAGAUACAAAACCAUAACUAGUCCACAUCAAAUGUAUUAAUAUAUAUAUUUAACAGUAAAACAAUUACUGAAUAAAUAAAUGACCAUGUGAAAAUAGGGCGUGGCCCAAUGUGAAAUUAAAUACAUCCCGAAGAGACCUACUUCACUAUGGCGUAGGUAUUCUAUAAGAAAAAUAUUUUUAACAGCGCAUUGGAACAACAUCCAGUCCAGUUUUUGCACGAGCAACGUGACAUCUCGAAACAUAAGCCAUGUUGAUAUGUAUAAGUAUCUCAAUCUCAAUUCAAUACGCCUAUGAGCGCAAAUUUUCUAGUCAUUAUAUUUGAUCCGUGUCCGUGAUAUUUUUAUUAAUUUUCUUUAAUAUUAUUGAAAUAUGCUUCGAUAUUUUGUUAGAUAUUUUAAAAUUUAUUUUUAUUUUACAAGUAGUUAGUUAUUAUUGUUAUUAUGUUUUAAGAUCUAGUUAGAUUUACUUAACCCCUGUUGUUAUUUAUGUACUUAGAUGUAAGGAUAUAUAAUCAAUUCGAUGUCUAAUAAUAAUAACACACAUCACCGAGUGCAGCUCAAUAUACAGUUCGGAAAUACUUUAUGACCACGUUCAGCUAAACUGGGUUUAAUUUUUUUUAAUUUGAAAUCAAUUUUCUUUAUUGAUAAAAUUCAUAAGUACGGUUCUAUUAUUUCAUCAGUUAAGUUGUUAAUCAUUUGUUGUAUUUAAAUACCAUAACAUCUGUAUCAACAUCUUAAACGAAAAAUUCCAAGCUUCUACUUUCUAAUAUCUUCACAGAAGACAACCAUGUAUAUAAUAUCGCUGCAAGGAAAUAUGGUGACGAGGUAUAAAGAAUAUGGCAGCUUCAUAAUUAUAAACCAGUAAUAUGAGCAUUCGUAAAGUAUAAAUUCUUGGUAUAUUCAUAUUGAAAUCUUACAUCUCGUUAAUAAAUAUACAACACGUGGCCAUAAGUAUUUUCUUGCACAUUAUGCAGGCCCUUCUGUAACAAAUUAUAUUAUUAUGAAAUUUCAUCGAAACCAAAAGCAACAAAAUACUCUUUUAGAUCUUUGAGCCAAAAUAAAAUUGAAAUUUUGCGAUUUUUUCUGUAGUAAAGACUGAAAACUAAUAAAAAUUAUAGUUGAAUCAGUUUCUCGGUACGACUUGCCAUUGAAUAUUUCUUCUGCAUGUUACAGAAGGCAGCUUUUUUCAAUAGUUACUAUAAUAAUAAUAAUUAUUGAUGUGUUAGCAUAAGUUACUGUUACUGCUAUUCCCGAUGUUGUAACUUCCUGCAGAUCUUUCUGCCCGCUGUUUCUGUUCCGAAUCACUGCAGCGAAUUUGAUAUCAUCAGCGUAAAAACUCUCCUCAAAGUGGACGUCAAAUAAUGGGAUCUAAGAAUUUCGCGAGUGUUCAUUUAAAUAAAACUAAUAUUUUUCGGAUUAUACUACACGUAUUUUAUUAUUUAAGAAGAAAAUAUCUACACAAUCCCGACUUUUCGGUUACUUUUUAUCAACCGUGAUCACGGUUUUUCAAAUAAUAAAAUGCGCGUAGUAAAUCCGAAAAAUAUAUGUUUUAUUUGGACGAGAUAUUCUCAGAGGUAUAAAAAUUAACACCCUUCAAUGUAAUUGUUACUGGAGAACAAUGUUUCGUCACCUGAAGCAAAAUUGCAUGUACCAUAAUAGGUCCUUACGUCUCCAUCCGAUGAAGUGUUUUAUUAAUGUCACGUUGACGCUGAUGGUAUAUAUGAUGUAUAGAUAAAGACGUUGGCAUAUAAGUGACACAUUUGUUAUCGGAAAUGAUUACAACAAAACAAGAACUAAGAACCGAUUGGAAGAACGGGACUUGGAAGUAAAUAACAAUAAGAUACAACUGACAUAAUUGUAAAACAAAAUUGCAGUAAUGAUAGUAAUUAUACCUUUAUAGAUGUUGCCAACACUUUAUUAGGGUCGAGUGUUUGUGUGUCGAGUGAGUUGCUAAGAUUAAGAAUGUUACCAAUUUGUAAUAAACAACGCAGACAACAUUAUGAUAAUUAUAAAAUAAUGUCAAACAAGUGACCUCCUCGGAGAUAUUAAAGAAUACAAAAAUAUCGGAGACAACCUGAUCUUCACAUAACAUGGCUAUUAAUGUCAUUAAUUUAGAUCUUAACCGUAAUUAUCUUCGUUACAUAACCAUGUAGUUUUUGGAGAACAAUAAACGGGUGUGUUAUUAAUAAAGUUUCGUAGUAAAAGUUUAAAAAUUAGACUUACAUAUGGUAAAGUUUUCGGACCAAUGAGAAAUUGAAUGCAUGUAAUAGCUGCUAUGAUUCGGAACUAAUUUUUGUGAUAUAUAAACUAUAUGGGUUUAAUCAAAUGUAAUAGAAUGUUUAACAAAC
Danaus plexippus (monarch butterfly) is the source of this 6633-nucleotide messenger RNA. RefSeq names its product solute carrier family 7 member 14. Gene Ontology annotation, cellular component: plasma membrane. Bases 119 to 2428 code for a protein of 769 amino acids. Gene Ontology annotation, biological process: amino acid transport; transmembrane transport. The transcript is spliced from 17 exons. The record is from RefSeq and is a predicted model, not a curated record. Gene Ontology annotation, molecular function: amino acid transmembrane transporter activity. NCBI's taxonomy places the organism in Eukaryota, Metazoa, Arthropoda, Insecta, Lepidoptera, Nymphalidae.